AUGGUUACUGAACUUUCACAAGAGCGACUCACAUAUCUUUUCAUAGAAGGAUUAAAAGAAUCAGUUCAAAGUACGGUGAGUGCUUUUGAACCCCCCACCUUAAGUGAAGCAAUUUCUAAAGAAAAGAAGUUUGAUCAUACACCACCCAAAGAUCAUUUCAAAAAAUUCCCAUCAAAGGAAGAUAAACGAAAAAGGGAGCCAACUAAAGAGAAUCCAUGUUUUCAUUGCAAGGAACCAUGGGAGAAAGGACAUUUAUGCAAAGGAGUAGAAGCACAAAGACAACGGGGUGAACUAAGACGACGGAACCUAUGUUUCCAAUGCAAGGAGCCUUGGGACCGCCAUCACACAUGCAAGAGGGGAAGCCACAUACAUAAUGUAGAGGGGACAACAAAUAUAGACGAGGGACCCCAAAAGAAAGCAAAAAUAGAUGAAGAAGUACACAGGUCUCUUGCCACAAUUUCCCAAGUCAAUGAAAACCGACCCUUUAGGCUCAAGGGCACCCUUAAAGGACAGAGGGUAAUUGCCUUGGUGGACAGCGGAGCUUCUCAUGACUUUAUUAGUAAAAAUCUGGUUACAAAAAGAAAACUUAAAACUAAGGACUUUAAUGGAUUCAAGGUGGCCUUUGCAAAUGGGAACAUUGACCCAUGCACCAAGAUUGUACCACAGCUAGAAAUCACAAUUGGAGAGCAUACUAUCCAGAGAGACUUCUACGUGGUAAACUUACAAUAUGAUGUAAUUUUUGGAAUGCCAUGGAUACACUCAUUAGGGCGUUUUACUAUGGACCAUCCAAACCCAGAAAUCUAUUUCAAACAUGCUGGGCAAGAAGUAACAUUAAAGGGAUUACCCAAUGGAUCACCAAAGGUAGUCUCUUGUAGCAGGAUGGAGAGAAUAUUCAGGCAUUAUCAAGCUGAAUGGGUGGCGCAAUGUAUGAUUUUGGAUAAAUCUUCAGGCCAAGGUCAAGCCGUUCAUGUAGAUAUCCAGCCCAUCUUGGAAAGUCACAAAAGAGUUUUUGAAGAUAUUCCCCCGGGGCUUCCUCCUAAAAGAGGAUUCGAGCAUACUAUAGAGUUGGAAACAAGUGCCAGGCUAGUAAUUACCACACCCUAUAGACAUCCACGAAAGUUUAAAGAAGAAAUUGAGAAGACUAUCAAGGAACUAUUAGAAAUGGGUCACAUUCAACCCAGCACUAGCCCCUUUGCAUCUUCAGUAGUGUUGGUAAAAAAGAAGGACAGAACAUUUAGAAUGUGCAUAGAUUACAGAGCUCUUAAUAAAAAGACCAUAAAAAAUCAAUAUCCCAUACCCAGGAUUGACGAAUUGAUUGAUGAACUACAUGGAGCCCAAUACUUUUCAAAAAUUGAUCUACGUUCGGGAUAUCAUCAAAUCCGGAUGAGAGCAGAAGAUGUACAUAAAACAGCUUUUAGAUGUCAUUACGGAACAGAUCUGACACCAAGCACCAGUUACCACCCCCAAAUAGAUGGUCAGACAGAAACUAUAAACAAAUGGAUUGAAGGCUACCUCCGAAAUUAUGUCACAGCCACCUCAUUUGGGACCUUAAUUACUACGGGUAGUAACGUGCCUAAAGCUAAAGACAUUAUACAAUACAAUAUGGAUUUAAUGAAAACACUAAAAGACAAUCUUCACCAUGCACAGAACCAACAGAAAAUAUACGCUGACCGAAAACGAACAGAGAGGACAUUCGAAGUCGGAGAUUUUGUUUUCUUGAGGCUUCAACCUUACAAACAGGCAUCAAUCAAGAAGAGUGGAGCUGAGAAAUUGAAACCUAGAUUCUAUGGACCAUACAAGGUCCUAAGAAGAAUAGGGGAAGUAGCCUAUGAGAUCGAGUUACAAAAAAAUAGUAAAAUUCACAAUGUUUUUCAUGUAUCCCGACUUAAGAAAGUCCUGGGGCAGCAGGUCAACCCAUGCAUCGAAUUGCCACCACUAGACGAUGAAGGGAAACUCAUGUUGGAACCAGAAGUUAUUUUGGAUAAGCGUGAAAGAAGUCUGAGGAAUAGAACUAUUCUUGAGUAUUUGGUCAAAUGGAAAAAUCUGCCAGAAGAAGAUGCCACAUGGGUAGGAGAAGAAAUCUUUUCAUGGCCAAAAGUUGCUUGA
Cryptomeria japonica (Japanese cedar) is the source of this 2106-nucleotide messenger RNA. RefSeq lists its product as uncharacterized. Lineage: Eukaryota; Viridiplantae; Streptophyta; Pinopsida; Cupressales; Cupressaceae. The record is from RefSeq and is a predicted model, not a curated record. The transcript has 3 exons. Bases 1 to 2106 code for a protein of 701 amino acids.